UGUUUAUUUCAUGUCUGUGACCGCCUUCUAUUUUCUAUAAAUAAAAGGAACUGUCUUCUGCAAGAGUCACUAUUUGCACACUCUAUGAAAGCUUGAGCAUACUCAAUACACAUAAAAUUAAUACUAUCUUCUUCAACAUUCUUCUUCUUUCUUUGUUAUCUGUUCUCUGUUCUCUCACUUCUGUUAAAAAUGAGUAAACAAGACUUGCUGAAAAUUCAGACCUGUGUUCUCAAGGUUAAUAUAGACUGUGAUGGCUGUGCACAGAAAGUAAAGAAAACCCUGCAGAAAAUCGAUGGUGUGUAUUCUGUGAAAGUAGAUGCAGGUGAAGGGAGAGUGGUAGUGGCAGGGGAUGUGGAUCCAGAGAAACUGGUGAAAAAGAUAAAGAUGGGAGGGAAACAUGCUGAGAUAUAUGGUGGCCAGAAUAUGAACCAUCACAUCAACCCUAAAUUCCAGAACUUUCAUGUUGAUAACAGCAAAGUAGGAAGGGACACUAAGUCCCAGAAUCAGAAGGGUCAGAAAGGUGGUGAUGGUGGUCAAAUUGGUCAAAUAGGUCAAAUAGCACACUUCCCAAACAUGAAAGGGGUUCAAGAUCUGAAGGUACCUGUCAAGGAACAAAAAUCUGUGAGAUUCAACUUACCAGAGGAGGAGUUUGAUGCUAGUGAUGAUGGUUUUGAUGAAUAUGAGGACAGUUUUGAUGAAUAUGAUGAUGAAGAGGAAGAAGAAGAGGAAGUAAUAGCCCAUGGGCAUGGGCAUGGGCAUGGACAUGGGAAUGGUAAUUCAGUGCAUCAUAAAAAGAUGAUGCCAAAGAUGGGAGAUGGAGGUGGGCCUCAUGGGCCUGGUGGUGUAAUGAAUGGGCCUGCCAUUAAUAAUGGCCAUAAAGACAAUGCUGGUGGGAGUAGGAACAAUAAUGGAAGUGACAAGAAAGGUGGUGUUAUUGAUGAAGCAAUGGUAAUGAAGGGCAAAGGUGGGAACUACAAUGAAGCCAAAGUUGAUGAUGGUGAAGGGAAGAAAAGUAGCCAAAAAGGUAAAAAGAAGAAAAAGGAUGGUGGAUUGCUAGGUAGGUUUCUAGGUUUGGGGAGAAAGAGCAAAAAGGUUGGAUUAGAAGAAGUAACUUAUAGCAGUAACAGCAAGAACAAAGACAAUGGAAGUGGAAAUAAGAAAGAGAAGGAAGGAAAAAUGAAGGAUCAUAGCAAUGGUAAAAAAGAUUUUGAUUCUCUUGAUUAUGACAAGACCCCUCUUCUUCAUAAAAAUGGCAAAGUAGGUCCAAGCCAAAAAGGGUAUGAUGCAAUGGAACAACAUCAAGGAAUGCAGAUGCAGCAUGUUCCAUAUAAUAACCUUCAGCAACAGCAGCAGCAGCAAUACAUGAUGGGUAUGAUGAUGAACCAACCUCAACAUCAACAUCAGCAUCAUCAGCAUCAGCAUCAUUAUCAACAUGAAGCAAAUAUGAACAACAUGUAUCCAACAAACAUGAUGUAUGGUAGGCCACAUCCAUAUAUGAACUACAUGGCACCACCUCCAAUGCCAUCUCACCCAAUGGCUGAUCCUAUUACUCAUACUUUCAGUGAUGAGAAUGUUGAGAGCUGCAGAAUCAUUUAGUAAUGAGUAGUUACAACUAUUACAUUCUGUGUUUUGGUAUUUUGGGAGUUCAUAGAACUGGUAAAUGUGUAAUCUUUAGAUUAGAUUAUAUUAUAGUUUACAUUAUAAAUCUUUUUUUUCUA
Molecule: messenger RNA, 1718 nt
Organism: Vigna unguiculata (cowpea)
Lineage: Eukaryota; Viridiplantae; Streptophyta; Magnoliopsida; Fabales; Fabaceae
Molecular function (GO): metal ion binding
Source: RefSeq, a predicted model, not a curated record